AUGGAGAGCCACGACGAGGUAUGUGCGGCACAUGCCCAUGUGCUUGCGGCUGGUCUGGGUGUGAUUGGGGACGAGCCUCCUUCGGAUGCCGCCGGCCACGAGCUGACCUUUGCUGCCCUCGAGGGCAUGGACGCCCUGGCGCGACUCGCUGUCCGCGGCGACAAUGCCUCCACGGGCCUCUCGCGGUUCGACGACCGAUACGGCGCCUUUCGCUCGCUUCCAGAGCGCCUGCCGGCCCCUCUCAUCGGAGCGCAGCUCGCUGUUGGGGUCACGCAUCUUCUUGCCUUUGAUCACAACUACGCCGCCUCGCCGCUCUUUGUCUCGCUCGCUGUCAUUGCAGGCUCGUGCGCGGCGGCCCGGGCCAUGGCCGACCCGACCACACCGGCAGGCUCAGAUGCAAGCCGCCUCGCUGCGCUCAUCAUUCCCUGGCUCAGCACGGCGCCCCGCCAUCUGGUUGCGGCUGCCGGUGUGUGCAGGGCGUGGCGAGCAGAGGCUAAGCGCGCAGCGCACUGGCCAGACUUCAGUUCGCUGGAUAGCUGGCGAGCGCGGGCAGAGCUAGCGCUGGUGCUGCGCUCAGAGGGAAGGGGCGAUGCAGAGAGUGAGUCUGUUGUGGUCGGCUACAUGCUGAGCGUCGCCGUCCCUCCGCGUCCACCGGCUUUUGCCGUUGUCCCGCCCGAGAUGGCCUCGGCCAUCUUUCUCUUUCUGCACUCCCCGAGCGUGGGCUCACUACAUGCGGUGCUGUCGGCGACUCAUGCGGUAGUGGUAUCUGGCGCGCGCGAUGCCGUCUCUGCUGACGCGGUGGCACUCCUCGUCUCGCUCGUCUCGUUUGACUUGCUUGUUGGAGCGGGGGCUGCCUUUGGUAUCCGGCUGGUGCGCAAGCGGCGUGAGAGCAGCAACGGCAAUGGAGGUGCAUUUGUGAGAGAUGGCGUUGCGGUCCUCUCGGCGGUACUUGAGCCGCGAAUCCGGCUCCGUCCGUGGGAAGCGUGGUGGCUCCGGCGGGCGAUGGCGCGCAUCAGAGCAGGCGUUACCGCAGGCUCAGCCUCUUCAAGAAGCUUGGGCGAGACCCUGCUGCAGCCCGGCAGCCUGCCGCUUGCGGUGAGUUUGCGCGAGACGCUAGUCGGGAUGUGGAUUCAGGGCGAGCGCGAAGGCGGCGCCUCGACCCGGCACUUUCUGGCCCAUACGCUUGAGAUGUGGGCAUCGGAUGAGACACGUCCGGCUUUCAACGGCGAGAAGCAGCUCAAGGCGCUCGAUGACACUCCAGUCUCGCUGGUCAAUCACUUGCCGCUGGCGCAGUUUGACCAGCCGCUGCUCGGCCCACCCGUUCUCGCUGCAUUGGCCAAGCUUGUGCUGGCUCACGAGGCCCACGUCGGCAGCAAGUUCUUCCCGUUCAUCAACUCGGAAGCUCGGUAUGCGGCGCUCUUGAGUCAGAUCGACAUCGAGGGCGGGAGCCUCGCUCAGCUGUACGGCAUUAUGCUUGACAGCAGCGGGAGCAGCAGCAGUGACUGGCCGGCGCUCACCCCACAACUGGUUGCGUUGGCCAAGGCAGGCGAGUGCGAGCCGGCGUGGGCUGCGGUGCUGCGGAUCCAUGACGUGCUUGUGGGACGGACCCAGCUGGCACUCGCUGCAGCCGGGAUCAAGCGGCCAUCGGCGUGGUCGUCGACGCUGCAGCUCGCCCGCGCUGCGCUGCAUGUUUCCGGCGGCAUGGCCCGCGCUGGCCAGAGCAGUCGGACCGAAAGCCGCCCGCUCGCGGUGGCGUUUGAGCUCUCGCUCCUGCGUCUCAGUUUCGCUGGUGUUUGUAUGCCGGCCUCGAUUGAUGGGUUUGAGACCAAUCUCGGGUGGCUGGCGGCAAGCUACGUCCGCGAGGCAGUGGCUGUCUUGGUGGCCAUCGGCCAGUACCGGCUCGCCGACCUCCUCCGCGCCGUCUUUGGCAUUGGGUGGGUGUCGGAUCAGCGGGCGCCAGGCGCACCAGGCGGUGCUUCAGUCAUCAACUGGUCCGCCCCGGGCGCGCUUGUGCAGGCCUACCACGGCCUCGAGUGCGUUGUCUCGAUAGUGGUAGAGAGCGUGGCGCCGUCGUUUGUGCCGACGUGGCGAGCGGUGCAGGACGUCGACAUGACGCCGGCGGUGACUGAGGGCCUCUUCCGAUCGGGCCUGUUUGCGGCGCUUGCGCCAAGCGAGCGGUCCAUGAUACCUGUCCUCACUCUUUUGCUUGCCACGCGAGUGGUCCUGGCGGCGUCACUGGUACUGGACCUGCUCGCUGUUGCCAACGUUGGUCACGCCUAUGUACACGUCCUCCAUGUCAAGCAGCUUGUUGGCUUUCGGCUCUUGGCCUCGUCGAACGCGCUAGUCCACGGCGGGAGCGCACGGCUCGCUGACGAUGUGCCUCUUCUGAGCCUCACAUUUGAGGUGCUCAACGACCCUGGCCUACGGACUGUCAUGUCGCACACUCGCGAAGUUUUUGCCUUUCACGAGGCGCCGUACACCAUGGCGACACUCGCACACCGCCGCCACGUCCUCUACGAGCGUAUCAUCGGCGACGAUCUUUCAGUCAGCACGCCGGUUGCUGAGCUGCUUGACCUCCGCGCUCGCUGGCAGGCAUCCUACUCCCGGGUCCUCUCGGAAAAGGAAGUGCUUGACGAGGUGCUCGAGGAUCCGGCGCUGCUGAAUCGGCUCGGCUGGACCGCCGACGCUGUCGCUGACAAAACCCAUGCCGCGUUUAACUUGCUCGAGACGCUCGAGCUCGAGCGCGCCGCCAUCGACUCGCUCGUCUGCUUUGCGCUUGUCCAGCAGCUCACUGACGAGCUCUGCCAGGCAUGGCCGAUGGAGGCCGACGACUCGAGCUUUUGCACGGCGCUCGAUGCGCUCAAUGCGUACAUGACGAGCCUGUAUGCGCACGGCACCACGCCGCUUCUGGCCAGCAGCCGUGCGCCUCCACUGGCCGCGUUGGUUGAAGAGGCCGAUGACGCCGUUGGCGCGUUUUGUCGUCUGUCGUCGAGCGCGGUGAAUGCAGCGGCGGAGGCAGGCGAGCUCGGCGAUGCCACACUGUUCAAGAACUACAUCCGGGUCGUCGCCGCGCUUGUCUGUGUCAUUGCUGCCGACUCGUUAGCCGGCCUUCGGUUGGCAGCGGCCGAGGGCGAGGGCGACUCGCCGGAUGCGCAGCUCGAGGUGUUUGCUAUUCUCGGAAAGCUCUUUCGGCAGGCCUGGUUCUACUGGGCGUCGGGCGGGCGACUGGCGGCAGGACCCAACGAGCUUCUCGAAGUGUUUGAGACAUGGAUGUGGGAGUUUCAUGACCUGGAGGAGCUGGGAAUCGUGUGGAACACGCUGUACCACGCCGAAUCUGAUCUCGGCAGCGCCAUUGCGAGGUCGGCCGUCCGCACUGCCGAUGACGUGCUCGAGAGCCUCGGCGAGCGGGCCGAGGCGGUGGCCAAGCUCGCAUCGUACGCAGGCGAGUCACAGGCUCCGCACGCUGAGCUCCUGGCACAGGCGCAGGCACUCACCGCGCCGUCGAGCGAGAGCGUUCACUCGACGCCGCUUCGGGCGCAGGUUGCGCUUGAGGCGCCAGAGGUGCAGGACGACCUCGAGCUAAUGCUGGAACGGCUGGCGACACGCGACGCGGCGCUCAUCCAGCGGCAGCGCCGCCGCCGUGUCUACAUCCGCCACAUGGCUGGCGUGCUGACCUCGGACCGCCCGCUCUCACUGCGUCUUCUUGCAGCCUCGUAG
Molecule: messenger RNA, 3717 nt
Organism: Thecamonas trahens ATCC 50062
Lineage: Eukaryota; Apusomonadida; Apusomonadidae
Exons: 2
Coding region: 1-3717 (1238 amino acids)
Source: RefSeq, a predicted model, not a curated record